AUGCACAAAAUCCUGAUUGUUUUCACAAUUUCCAAUUAAAAUAGUAACUAAUCACCACUAUCAUUUUCAUCCUAACCUACAUCAUGUUACAGAUAAUAAUAAACUAUUUAAACAUAAAUAAUUUAUCACUUGAUUAUUGUUAUGACUUCCUCAGAGCAUCGUUUCUCCUAUCUGAUAACAACCGCCACUAAAACAAAAGUAGCUUUUGAAGAAAUGGUUGGACAGACUCGUUCAAAGGUGUGAAGAUAAGAACGCCGGAAAACAAUAAGCUUGAAAGGCUGAAACAAAAAUUUACACCGAGAGCUUCUUGUACCCCAAGUAUCGUGAAGUGUUUAUUUGAUUGAAUGAUCCGAAAUUGCCCGUUUCGUGCCGCCCAUCGGAUAUAAAAUGUGUUAAUUAUCGAUUCUGAAAUUAAUUUUGAACGGCGAAAAAUACAUCAUUUCUGGUACGAUGGGUUCCCCUGCCACGUACCGCAAAUUUCGCUACCUGUUCGCAGUGCCGUGCUUCUUUCUGUUUUCAUCAACACUCAUCGUUGUACAGCAAUCACUCAUCAAGAACUCAGAAAGCUCACUUCUACAUCAAAAAAAUCGUCGACUCCUGGCAACAACUAAUGAAAGCAGCGAGGAGUGCAUCCCCUCCGGUAUACACUCCUUCCCAGAGGACUUCUUCACUCAGGAGGAGAGGCAAAAGGGGGGAGUCCUGGUGCAUUUCCUCAUCCUGUCUUACGUCUGUGCCAUGAUUGCUGUCGUGUGCGACGUUUAUUUCAUUCCUUCGCUAGAAAUCAUCGCAGACAAACUAAAACUGCCUCCAGAUGUCGCUGGUGCUACAUUUAUGGCUAUAGGAGCUUCAUCGCCAGAAUUGUUUUCAUCUAUAAUUGGAUCUUUUGUGACUGAAGGAGAUAUCGGAGUCGGUGCAGUUAUUGGCUCGGCUGUAUUUAAUAUACUAGGAAUCACAGGCGUUGCUGGAAUUGCGCUGUGGAAUGAGGUACUGGACAUCGACUGGUACCCAAUGGUCAGAGACUGCAUAGCUUACAGCAUCACUGUGCUUUGCCUCGUUGGGAUCAUAUACGAUAACAUAGUGACCUGGUGGGAGUCAGUAAUACUCCUAGGAAUUUUCUUCUUGUAUAUUUUGUUGAUGUAUUUUAACACGAGAGUAGAAAAGGCCACGAGAAAUUUAGCGAGACGAAUAGGCCCUGAUUCCUGUCUUUGUCGUUCUUGCCAAGAUAAAGCGACUGAGGAAGAAAAAACGCCUCUGCUAAAAGAAAAAACAUUCGUUCCGGAGCUCUACAGCUCUAAUGAAAAACCAGUCUUGCCAGCUGUGGAUAAUGUAAGCGUGAUUGUAUCCGAAUGCACCUAUCAAAAAGAUCCUCAAGGCAAUGAGAUAAUAGAAGAAACACAAUCCAAAGAAGAUGCAGAAGAUGAUGACGAACCAUCAUUGUGCUCACCACCCAGAACAGGUGUCAUACGGUUCCUGUGGUGGCUCGUGAUGUGGCCAGCAUCCCUGCUACUGACCCUCACUAUUCCAGACAGCAGCAACCCCAAAUGUAUAAAAGCCUUCCCGCUCACUUUCCUCGUCUCCAUAGCGUGGCUGGGAGUUUUGUCUUAUAUGGCUGUUUGGAUGGUUACAGUUAUCGGGUACACGUUAUCGAUUCCGGAUUCUGUGUCCGGUUUAACUAUCCUAGCGGUUGGAGCCAGUGUACCUGAUCUCAUUUCUAGCGUUCUAGUUGCUAAAAGUGGUCAAGGAAAUAUGGCGAUUAGCAAUCUUGUCGGUAGCAACAAUUUCGACAUAUCCAUCUGCCUCGGCGUGCCCUGGCUCGGAAAGACGCUGCUCUCUGGCGAAGGAUAUUUGAGGAUAUACAGUACUGUCUUGAGUUUCGCAGUCGCCGUUUUGCUCAUCACAUUGUUCAUCUUUUUCAUGAUAUUCCAACUGGCCGGUUGGAAGCUGAAUCGAAUGGUUGGUCUAACGUGUUUGUUAGUUUACGCCUUGUAUAUAAUCUUUGCUUGUUUGUUUGAGUUCAACGUCUUUGGUUACUUUAAUCCACCAACGUGUUAUCCUUAACGACAUGAGGAAUGUAUCCUAAUCACAAUGGAAAAAAACAAUGACCAAUCCUUUAUUUAUUUUUUUAAAUACUUGUAUUAUACUGGUGUUUUUUUUAUUUUAGAUAUCCAUCUGUAAUAAAACAAUUAAA
Molecule: messenger RNA, 2188 nt
Organism: Argiope bruennichi
Lineage: Eukaryota; Metazoa; Arthropoda; Arachnida; Araneae; Araneidae
Product: sodium/potassium/calcium exchanger 3-like
Exons: 10
Coding region: 451-2058 (535 amino acids)
Biological process (GO): intracellular calcium ion homeostasis; calcium ion transmembrane transport
Cellular component (GO): membrane
Molecular function (GO): calcium, potassium:sodium antiporter activity; calcium channel activity
Source: RefSeq, a predicted model, not a curated record